Molecule: messenger RNA, 3525 nt
Organism: Etheostoma spectabile (orangethroat darter)
Lineage: Eukaryota; Metazoa; Chordata; Actinopteri; Perciformes; Percidae
Gene: cngb1a
Product: cyclic nucleotide gated channel subunit beta 1a
Biological process (GO): retina homeostasis; monoatomic cation transmembrane transport
Cellular component (GO): plasma membrane; photoreceptor outer segment; intracellular cyclic nucleotide activated cation channel complex
Molecular function (GO): intracellularly cGMP-activated cation channel activity; protein-containing complex binding; cGMP binding
Source: RefSeq, a predicted model, not a curated record
CGGAGACUCCGGCACUAAAACCUGCUCCAGCCCCAAAACCUUCUGCUGACGCUGACAAUAUUAUGGGAUGGAUCGGCCGCAUGUUGCCCCAGCCUGCACACACUCAGGAGCCCGGCGGUGACGAGGUGCAGAAGAUCCGCAUCGUCCAGGAUCAGAUGGCCCUGGUGCUGGAGGACGUUGGACACGACGAGGACAAAGCCAUCGCGCAGAAGGAGGCAAGACAGGAGUCCCAGGACAACGAGAAUCUGAGAGGAGAGGCACAGACCCGGAUCGAUCCAAGCGCUCCUAGGACGGACGUCGAGAAGGAAGCUGGAGAAUCAGUUCCUGCUCACGAGGAAGAAAGACUAAACCAGGAUCCUCUCGAGGCGGCCCGCAACGCGGAGGAGAUGGCCCGGAAGGCCGCGGAGGAGGCCGCGCGACAGCUGGAGGUCCAGCAUUUGGCUAAGAUCGGCACGGAAACGCUGCCAGACUCCAGCGAGCUACUGUCCAACAUCCAGGAGGAGGAGGACGAGGAUGACCCAGAGUUGCAGAGCCUGCAGGACGAGAGUGAAGACAGCAAUAGGAGUCCUGAGGAAAAUAAAAAACUAAAUCAGACCCUGGUGGACAUCGGUCCGGCUGAAGACCAGACCACCAGCACGGCCUUAUCAACAAAUGCCGAGACCCCGUCGGACAGGAGAGACCUGGAGAGUCCGGUCCCCCAAACCAUCACCCAGCAACCACAGCCACAGGCUCCAAUCACCUCCACAGGUUCACAUCAGGUCCAACAGGAGACCGACAGGAAGGAGGAGCUGCAAGGAGGAAGUGAAGAGCCCAACGCAGAAGAAGGCGGAUGUGGAGGGAGGGGUGGGCCAGGUGUGGGUGGAGCUCCGGUGCUGAAGGUGGAGGAUGUGGAUCGGGAAGUGAACAUUCCCCAAAUUAUCACCAGCACCGAACCGGAGAGCGGCCAUGAGAGUGUCCGGCUGUCGACGCUCAGAGCUGCAGAAGAAGAAGCAGAUGUUAAUCUGAAGACCUGGUCCAGUCAGGAAGACCUGCUGACUGCAGACAGCGAGAGGCCUCUGUCUGCAGCCAGCGGCGGCGCCCCGGUCCAGGAGCGUCUGAGCCAGCUGGUCCGGCUGUUUAGAGGCAGAUCAGAGCUCCGGAGAGACCGGCUCGUGGACCCAGAUGAGUCCGAGGAGGAAAGUCCUUCAGCCUCCCCGAGCAAAGCUGCUCCUCCUCCUCCUCCUCCUCCUCCUCCUCCAGACGAGAAGAAGGACGACGCGCCUGCAGAAGGAGGAGGAGAAGAAGAAGAAGAAGAAGAAGAGGAGGAAAAGAAGGAACUCGUCCUCCCCUUUGAAAUUUUAGGACGUCCAGUCGUGUUUCCCAGACCGCCCCAACUGCCCCCGAUGCCCGACUGGCUCCGAGCCGUCGUGGAGUACCGCUUCCCCUCCAGCAUCGACCCUUUCACCGAUCUGAUCUACGUGAUGUGGCUGUUCUGUGUCGUGGCGGCGUGGAACUGGAACGUGUGGUUGAUCCCCGUCCGCUGGGCCUUCCCCUACCAGACCCCCGAAAACCUCCACCUGUGGCUGCUGAUGGACUACACCUGCGACUUCAUCUACAUCCUGGACAUCCUGGUCUUCCAGCCCCGACUGCAGUUCGUCCGCGGAGGAGACAUCGUGUGUGAUAAAAAGGACAUGAGAGACAACUACAUGACCACUGAGAGAUUUAAGAUGGACAUCCUCAGUCUGGUUCCCAUGGAGAUAUUUUACUUCUUCACCGGCGUGAACUCUCUGCUGCGGUUCCCUCGUCUGCUGAAGUACGUGGCCUUCUUCGAGUUCAACGACCGGAUGGAAGCUGUGAUGAAGAAAGCGUACAUCUACAGGGUGAUUCGAACGUCCUCCUACCUGCUGUACUCGCUGCACAUCAACGCCUGUCUCUUCUACUGGGGCUCGGCCUACGAGGGUCUGGGGUCCACCAAGUGGGUCUACAACGGGAAGGGGAACGCUUACAUCCGUUGCUACUACUUUGCGGUGAAGACGCUGAUCACCAUCGGGGGACUCCCCGACCCCUCCACCGUCUUCGAGAUCUGCUUCCAGCUCCUCAACUACUUCGUUGGCGUCUUCGCGUUCUCCAUCAUGAUUGGUCAGAUGCGGGACGUGGUGGGUGCAGCGACCGCCGGGGAGAACUACUACCGCGCCUGCAUGGACAGCACCAUCAAGUACAUGAACAACUACCACAUCCCCCGGGACGUCCAGAACCGCAUCAAGACCUGGUACGACUACACCUGGAAGAGCCAGGGCAUGCUGGAUGAACAGGAGUUGCUGGUGCAACUUCCCACCAAGAUGCGUCUGGACAUGGCCGUGGACGUCAACUACAGCAUCAUCAGCAAGGUCGCCCUGUUCCAGGGCUGUGACAGACAGAUGGUGUUCGACAUGCUGACGAGGCUCAAAUCUGUCGUCUACCUGCCCGGAGACUUCGUCUGUAAAAAGGGGGAGAUCGGCAGGGAGAUGUACAUCAUUAAGCAGGGGGAGGUCCAGGUGGUGGGGGGUCCAGACCUGCAGACGGUGUUUGUCACCAUCAGAGCCGGCUCGGUGUUCGGAGAGAUCAGUUUGCUGGCGGGCGGCGGCGGGAACCGGCGCACCGCCAACGUGAAGGCGCACGGAUUCGCCAACCUCUUCAUCCUGGACAAGAAGGACCUGGCAGAGAUCUUAGUCCACUACCCGGAGUCCCAGAAACUGCUCCGCAAGAAGGCCAAGACGAUGUUGACGAAGGACAAGAAGACGGAUGAGAAGGGCGCGGGUGCCGCGGCGAUGCACGUCCUCCCCCCCAGACCGGACACCCCCGAGAUGUUCAAGGCGGCGCUGAAGGUGGCGCAGCAGAAAAGACUAGAGGGCGUCUUCUCCACCCUGAGGACAAGCUACGAAGCAUCUCAGGCUCCUCCCUCCACUCCUCCGUCUCCGAGGCGACGCAGCUCCUCUCUUCCUCUCUCUCCGGGUCAGGACGAUAAAUCUUGAAUAUUCCGGAGACACGUUGUGGGGAAAGACAUCGGGGGAAAGUCGUGAUAUUUCAGGAAGAACGGCACGAAGAAGUCAAAAUAUUUUAGGAAAAAAAACUCACAUCUCAAGAAACAUGGAAGGGAUGACAGGAGGCUGCAGGAGAAACUCUGCUUCCCAGAAUGCCUUGCAGCCUCCAGAGAACACGUGUGGGUGGAGCUAGAGAGAGAGCCCCAAUGCAUUCUGGUCUCUGGAGUUUCUCCACAUUCGCAAACUUAUAUAUAUAUUUUUCAAUAAUAUUAUAUGAUAAAAUUCAAAAGUUGAAUCCGAUGAGCCACCUCAUUUAGAACGAUGUUGGAGUUUUUUGUGUGUUGCUAUGGUUACUGAUUGAUCUUGAACUCAUAGCCCUGACGUUGCGUGAUGAAGCUCCGUGUGCCGUACCUGGGAUGAGUUGUUGUUGUUAUUGUUGUUGUUAUUAAUGUUACUGAUGCUAAAUGUGUGAAUGUAUAAUUCUUCAUUUUACUGUAAAAUAAUUUGCAUAAAGUCGGUAAAACAA